AUGAAGGGCACAUUGAUCCUCUCUGGCCUUCUGGCCACCACUGUCUCGGCUCACAUUCAGAUGAGCAAACCAUACCCUAUCCGCAGUCCCCUCAACAAGGACGCCAAGGGCCAGAAGGAUUAUUCUUACACUAAUCCUCUCUCCACCUCGGGUAGCGACUACCCAUGCAAAGGAUACGCCGAUGAUGACUUUGAGGCCGUGGCUACAUGGCAACCAGGCUCCUCCCAAGAGAUACAGCUGGAAGGAAGUGCCGUCCACGGUGGCGGCUCAUGUCAGCUCGCCCUAACUUAUGACAAGGGGAAGACCUUCAAGGUCAUUCAGUCGAUGGAGGGUGACUGCCCUAUUGAUAAGAAAUACGAAUUUGAGGUCCCCUCGGACGCACCAAGUGGCGAUGCUCUAUUUGCUUGGACCUGGUUUAACAAGGUCGGCAACCGCGAGAUGUACAUGAACUGUGCUAUGAUCACCAUUGGUGGCUCCGGAAACCGUGAGGCCAAGGAGAAGAACACCAAGAAGGAACACAACAACAACAACAAGUCGAACAACCAGACACCUAACAACAAGCCCAAUAGCCACACCACAAACGCCAAGAGCAGCUUCGACAGCCUCCCUGACCUAUUCCUUGCCAACGUCGACCAGGCUGGCAAGUGUGUGACCAUCGAGGGCGAGCCCGUUCACUUCCCCAAGCCCGGACCCAAGCUCAUCGGCAAGGCUGAGGGCCCUGGCUACAAGUGCUCCGAACAUGCUCCCUUCCUCGACGGCGACUCCAACUCUAAGUCCACAAGCACAUCGUCUAAGUCUGAGACCAAGUCCGAGGCAAAGCCCACCACCACCGGCACAUCGUCUAGCACCUCGAAGUCUGAGACGAAGCCCACCACCGAGUCCGAGAAGAAGUCCUCCGCCACCAGCACUUCCUCCUCCACUGCUACCAAGGAGGCGUCCAAAAUUGCCAAGGUCUUCGGCACGCCCUCCGCCGCCGCUGACUCCCGUGUGUUCUCCACCGAGGCCUCUACCAACAACCAGUUUGUUAACUACGUCGGUCAAUGGUCUUGCCACUCUGGGGAUAUCAUCUGCUCACCUGAUGGCUUGAGCUUUGCCAUGUGCACUCACGGUAAGCCCAUCUUCAUGGGCCCCGUCGCUGCCGGGACUAUUUGCCGCUGGGGUGUUAUCACUGCUCGCCAUUAA
Molecule: messenger RNA, 1182 nt
Organism: Penicillium mononematosum
Lineage: Eukaryota; Fungi; Ascomycota; Eurotiomycetes; Eurotiales; Aspergillaceae
Product: putative extracellular protein
Exons: 2
Coding region: 1-1182 (393 amino acids)
Source: RefSeq, a predicted model, not a curated record